UGCUAGUCUAACGUGCACCCAAGCCAUCACCCCACACGUGAAAAAUCCCCGCUCCACCCGCGCCGCGCCGCGCCCAGGUAGUUCAGCCGCGCGCCAACCCAAGCUCGCUCGCCGGCCGGAAAUGGCGCUCCCCUUCCUCCUCCUCCUCGCCUUCGCCCUGCUCUUCCCGCUCUCCGCUCCCCCGCGCUGCUGCUCCGCGGCCCCCGCCUCCUCGCCGCCCCCGUCCCCGCCCCCUUCCCCUGCGGCGGCGGCGGCGGCCCCGCGCCGCACGCCGCUCGUCCCGGCGCUCUUCGUGAUCGGCGACUCCACGGCGGACGUCGGCACCAACAACUACCUCGGCACGCUCGCCCGCGCCGACCGCGAGCCGUACGGCCGCGACUUCGACACCCGCCGCCCCACGGGGCGCUUCUCCAACGGCCGCAUCCCCGUCGACUACAUCGCAGAGAAGCUGGGGCUUCCUUUUGUGCCUCCAUACCUUGAACAGAACAUGCGCAUGGGUGUCGGCAGUGUCGACCUCAGCAACAUUGAUGGGAUGAUACAAGGUGUCAACUAUGCAUCCGCGGCAGCUGGCAUUCUCUCCAGCAGUGGUUCUGAGCUGGGAAUGCAUGUGUCGCUGAGCCAGCAGGUGCAGCAGGUUGAGGACACAUAUGAGCAGCUCUCUCUGGCUCUCGGGGAGGCAGCAACAACUGACCUUUUCAGAAAGUCCGUGUUCUUUUUCUCAAUCGGGAGCAACGACUUCAUCCACUAUUACCUGCGCAAUGUGUCUGGCGUCCAGAUGCGUUACCUCCCAUGGGAGUUCAACCAGCUUCUUGUCAAUGCAAUGAGGCAGGAAAUCAAGAAUUUGUACAAUAUCAAUGUUCGGAAGGUCGUCAUGAUGGGCCUCCCUCCUGUUGGCUGCGCACCUCACUUUCUCUGGGAGUACGGCAGUCAAGACGGGGAAUGCAUCGACUACAUCAAUAACGUCGUGAUUCAGUUCAACUAUGCCCUGAGAUACAUGUCUAGUGAAUUCAUCCGCCAGCACCCAGGCUCUAUGAUCAGUUACUGUGAUACUUUUGAGGGGUCUGUGGACAUACUGAAGAAUCGUGACCGCUACGGUUUUCUGACCACCACUGAUGCCUGCUGUGGGCUGGGGAAGUAUGGGGGCCUGUUCAUGUGUGUUCUUCCACAGAUGGCGUGCAGCGACGCGUCGAGCCAUGUCUGGUGGGACGAGUUCCACCCCACGGAUGCUGUGAACCGAAUCCUGGCUGAUAAUGUGUGGUCUGGUGAGCAUACCAAGAUGUGCUAUCCUGUGGAUUUGCAGCAGAUGGUAAAACUCAAGUAGAACUGAACCAACCCUUAAACUCCAUUGUAGUUACUUGCUCAGCUUUUGUGAUUUUCUGACCAAAAAAUGAAAAACUUAACAAGGCGGCACGGAGAAGUGUAUAUCUUGAGAGCUAGUAAAAUUUUUUCGUAGAUACAGAUUUGUGUAGAAAUACCAUGUUCAUAUGUGGGCACUGCACUGUAAAGGAUCUGUAUGGCCAAACUGCAUGAGGUGCUUGGUAGGUGAACAUAAAACAUUGCUGAGAACUCACCUGGUGUGCUUAACUCCCCAAUUCUCACA
This is a messenger RNA of Oryza sativa Japonica Group (Japanese rice), 1600 nucleotides long. Its product is annotated as GDSL esterase/lipase 7. Gene Ontology annotation, molecular function: hydrolase activity, acting on ester bonds. NCBI's taxonomy places the organism in Eukaryota, Viridiplantae, Streptophyta, Magnoliopsida, Poales, Poaceae. The record is from RefSeq and is a predicted model, not a curated record.